Molecule: messenger RNA, 1177 nt
Organism: Amphimedon queenslandica
Lineage: Eukaryota; Metazoa; Porifera; Demospongiae; Haplosclerida; Niphatidae
Exons: 4
Coding region: 5-1177 (390 amino acids)
Source: RefSeq, a predicted model, not a curated record
UAACAUGGCUCAAUUCACCAAAGAAAGCUUUGUUCCUGCUACUAAAGAAUAUGAAGUCUUACAGAGAAAUGCUAGCAAACUUCAACGGGCAAUCUCUCAUCCAAAUUUGUUGUCAAUGGAUUUGUUUUCAAAAAAUCUUAUUCCUUUUCAAAUCCUUCAAAAGGUCAGUGCUGCUGUCCACAUAUCUGAUGCUCUAAACAUGGAGCUUGUCGUUUACUUACUUCAAGCAGUGGUCACUGAUCCUAACAACUUUCACAAGCUCCUUGAAGUACUAGAGAAUCAUCCUCCAUUUCUGACGGCUGUUGCUAAAGAUAUGAAAGAAGAAUAUCAUGCAGAAAUAUCAUGCCAAGUUGAGUCUCAAGUUCAGUUACCUGAUAAAAGCAAAACUUUGAAAGGCAAUGAACAACAGAGAUCAAUCAAUGUUGGCAGUAGUAUGCGUCAGGAUUUUGUGGAUUUACGAGGAAAGCUGGGAGAAUUGGUGUAUGAUAUACAGAAAAAAGUCGAAGAGGCUCAUAUCGACAUUAAUGAUGUGAAAGAUUUUGUCAGUUUAUAUGACCCCGAUGAAAAAUGUAAUUACCAAUUACGGGAAGCAAAAGACAUGUCAGAAGUAUUUUUCAUAGUUCGCACCCAGCUUUGCUCUCUUUGCAAUUGUUCCAUAUUGCAAAAGCUUGCUCAGAAGUUUAGCCUUCCAGGUGGGGAUGAAAUCAUUCAAGAAUAUGAGUUUGCAAAGGAAAAUUAUCGAAGGCUGCUGACUAGCUCAUCUUUUGCAGACAAAUUGCGAAAAGAGAGUCAAUUUCCAUCAAAUGCAAAGGGUAUUAUCAUUUUGUGGUUGAGGUUGCCAUCAGUCAAGAGCCUGACUGUCUUUGAGUUUGAAAAUAUCAUCAAAAAAGUGUUCUCUGAGCUUUACUGUUACAUCCACCUUCUUAAAGUUGAGCCAGGUUCAAUCGUUGCUACAUUGUGUGGUCCUGAAAGAGUGACAGGAGAACUAAUAGCACUGGCAAAGAAGAGCAUAGCAUAUCUUAGGGAUAUUGGAGUGACCUGGUUAACAAUUGGAGACACUUUAAUUAUCAAUGACAUUGAAGACACUGAAGAGGUAUCUCAGGUUGCCAUUGAACAAGACAAGCGCCCUUCCUCCAGUCCUAAUAAGGUAGUUCAGAUAUCAGCACUAUACUAUUAG